Messenger RNA from Hyla sarda, 1353 nucleotides. RefSeq names its product smoothelin like 1 (gene SMTNL1). The coding region runs from base 65 to 1165 and encodes 366 amino acids. Gene Ontology annotation, cellular component: filamentous actin; microtubule organizing center. NCBI's taxonomy places the organism in Eukaryota, Metazoa, Chordata, Amphibia, Anura, Hylidae. The record is from RefSeq and is a predicted model, not a curated record. Gene Ontology annotation, biological process: actin cytoskeleton organization. The transcript is spliced from 6 exons. Gene Ontology annotation, molecular function: protein binding.
GGCUCUAAAGAGAAGUUACAUUUUAAUAGCAGCUGGUGGGUUAUUAUUAAUUACUUGAAAAAAGAUGGAAGAAGAACAGCUCCCUGUCCUGACAGAGCAAGAACAAGGAGAGGCUUCAAGUCUGCAAUUUUCAGAGAUUGCAAAAGAGAGUACCAUUAAUGGAAAGGAAGAAGGCAUACAGGAAUGCUAUACAACUCCUGAUGAAACUGCUCUAUUAGAAAAUAAGGCCAAAGAAGAUGUGCAAGAUAAUGUUCUGGAUGAGGUGCACCAAAGAGAUGAGCAGAUGGUAGAAACAAAAGAAGAGGCAGCAGGUAAAGAGGUAAUCGAAAAAGGAGAAAGGGGAGAUUCAUUACCAUCAAGUGGAGACAUAACUGAAGAUUCAGUGACUUUAGAUGGAGAAAAAGUGGGUACAGAAGCAAAUGAAGAAAGCUCCUUGACCCAAGAGGAAAGUGAUGUGCUUAGUCACAAAAUAGAAAAAUCUGAAGCUGCAGCCACUAGCCAGGAGGUACCCACUGCCAUUGAUGUGGAAGAUAAAAGUAAGGAAGAGCAGACACAAGCUAGUGCCAAAGACAAUGCAGAUAAAGUAGACAACAGCAAGUCUACGGUCAGCUCUGCAAAGAAUGGCAUCAAUACAACUCCAGACAAAGAUACUGCACGUGGGAAAGAACAUCAGGAUCGAAAAUCUGAACUACCGCGUUCUAGGACCAUGCCAAAAUCAUAUGGAAGAGCUACAAGAAAAGACAUUGCUGAAAAAUUUGGUGGGGUUGCCACUUCAGGGGUUCGUGUUCAGCGGUCAACAAGCUGUGGUGCAGGAGCUGUAAAGAACAUGUUGCUAGAAUGGUGUCGGGCAAAGACACGGGGGCGGGAGGGAGUAGAUAUCCAGAAUUUCUCAAGCAGCUGGAGCAGCGGCCUUGCAUUUUGUGCCCUAAUUUUGGCUUUCUUCCCUGAUGCUUUUGAUUAUGAAUCUCUUGACCCGAAGAACCGAAGAGAGAACUUUCAGCUGGCAUUCAAUGCAGCAGAGAAAUUUGCAGAUUGCCCCCCACUUUUAGAUGUUGAAGACAUGGUCCGAAUGAAGGUUCCAGACUCUAAAUGUGUUUACACAUAUGUUCAAGAGUUAUAUCGCAGUUUGGUUGCUAAAGGUUUAGUGAAAACUAAGAAAACAUGAGUUUAUCAAAAAAGUACAAAUGCAUAGAAGAUUUCAUAAGCAUGGAUCUUCAUAUCAGAAGACAGAGCCACUUUAACGUCGCCUAAGCAUUUGCCAAGGUGUCUGAUUGCCUCCAUUCUGUCCUAAAGAAAGGAUACAACGUACAAAGAGAUGCUUUUAUUUUUAAAUAAAUAUGUUAUGGUUACAUC